This is a messenger RNA of Pistacia vera, 1176 nucleotides long. RefSeq names its product WAT1-related protein At5g40240-like. The transcript is spliced from 7 exons. The record is from RefSeq and is a predicted model, not a curated record. Gene Ontology annotation, cellular component: plasma membrane. Lineage: Eukaryota; Viridiplantae; Streptophyta; Magnoliopsida; Sapindales; Anacardiaceae. Gene Ontology annotation, molecular function: transmembrane transporter activity. Bases 14 to 1081 code for a protein of 355 amino acids.
UUGCGGUGGAGAAAUGGAGUUGGGAUCAUUUGUACAGGAGACAGUGCCACUUUUGGCGAUGUUAACAGUGGAAUGCACAGAUGUGGGUCUCUCAGUAAUAACCAAAGCAGCUUUGAACCAGGGAAUGAACAAUUUUGUUUCAGUGGUCUACUGUAAUGCCCUCGGUACCCUCAUUCUUCUUCCUUACUUUCUCUUCAACAGAAAGAAGCGUCCUCCUCUCUCUUUCUCCCAUCUUUGGAGAUUUUUCCUUGUUGCCCUCAUAAUGAGCUCUGGCCAAAUAAUAUAUUGUACCGGCAUUAAAUCCAGUUCACCAACUCUUUCAUCUGCUUUGAUGAAUCUUAUUCCUAUCUUUACUUUCUUACUUGCAGUCAUAUUCAGGUUUGAGAAGCUAGACUUAAGAAGAUCAAGCAGUCAAGCCAAAUCCUUGGGUGCUGUUGUAGCGGUAACAGGAGCGUUUAUAAUCACGCUAUAUAAAGGUCCACAACUCUUGGUGGCUUCAUCAACUUCUAGCUCUCCAACUCCUCGUCAGCCGCUUCAUUCACAGCAAUCAGAAUGGGUCAUUGGAGGUUUUCUUUUUCUUUGGACUGCUCUAUCAUCCGCAACAUGGAACAUUUCUCAGGCUGCUAUUGUCAAGAAGUACCCAGAAGAAAUGACCAUAGUCUUCUUCUGUACCUUCUUUGUAACAAUCCAAGCUGCUAUCUUCUCAGCCAUAACAGAAAGAAAUCUAAGUGCAUGGAAAUUGUCAACAACUGUUGAAAUACUCGCCAUUGUUUUCACGGCUAUAUUCGGAAGUGUUUUCCGGAUUUCUGUUCAUACGUGGUGCUUACGCAAGAAGGGGCCUACCUAUGUAGCAAUGUUCAAGCCACUGGGGAUGGCUGUUGCAGUGGUCCUGACAGUCAUAUUCCUUGGAAGCACUCUGUCUCUGGGCAGUGCGAUUGGAUCCAUUGUAAUUGCACUCGGAUUUUAUACUGUGAUUUGGGGACAAAUGAAAGAGAAAAUCAUGGUUAUCGACAUUGAAGAUUGUAGCUUGGGAUCAGCCAGCCAAAAGACACCUCUUGUGCAAAACAGUGAAGAUAUAUGAAGUUUGUAAACAUCAUGUUGUAAUUUUCUCAUAAAAAAUGAACUUUUAUAAUGUAAUGUUGUUAACAGAUUAAAAGCUGUGAAGAAUGAAAAUUA